Neltuma alba is the source of this 540-nucleotide messenger RNA. RefSeq names its product membrane protein PM19L. NCBI's taxonomy places the organism in Eukaryota, Viridiplantae, Streptophyta, Magnoliopsida, Fabales, Fabaceae. The record is from RefSeq and is a predicted model, not a curated record. The transcript is spliced from 3 exons. The coding region runs from base 1 to 540 and encodes 179 amino acids.
AUGGCUACAGUUGGAAGAAACAUAGCAGCUCCAUUACUAUUUCUGAACUUGAUCAUGUACUUCAUUGUGCUUGGCUUCUCUAGUUGGUGCCUCAACAGGUUCAUCAAUGGCCAAACCUACCACCCCAGUUUUGGAGGAAAUGGUGCGACUAUGUUCUUCUUGACGUUCGCGUUGCUAGCUUCUGUGUUGGGGAUUGCGUCAAAGUUCUUGGGAGGAAACCAUCUCAGGACUUGGAGGAAUGAUAGUUUAGCAGGAGCCGGAGCUUCUUCUUUAAUCGCUUGGGCUGUCACUGCCUUAGCCUUUGGCUUGGCGUGCAAGCAGAUAAACAUAGGGGGGCACCGAGGGUGGAGGCUGAGGAUAGUGGAGGCCUUCAUUAUAAUCCUCACAUUUACACAGCUUCUCUGCGUGAUCCUAAUCCAUGCCGGACUCUACAGCAGCAAGUACGGUCCCGGCUACCGCGACACCGACAACUACGGCAUCGGAGGGGCAGGCGGAGACCCCAUGCAUAAGGGUGCAAAUGUUCCUGGGACUCGUGUCUAA